Molecule: messenger RNA, 264 nt
Organism: Strongylus vulgaris
Lineage: Eukaryota; Metazoa; Nematoda; Chromadorea; Rhabditida; Strongylidae
Source: the annotation of a GenBank genome assembly
AUGCCCCUGACUGAUGCUGGUUCUGAAAUCGUUUUUCGAGCACGUCGUAAAUAUGCUGCUCUUUUGGCAGAUUUCAUUGCAAGUGCCCGACCAGAUCUGAAUCAAGAGGAACAAACGGAAAGGCUGUCCAUACUUCUUAGCAUCAUCCCUCACAUGAUGCAUGCCUCAGAGCUCGACAAUAUGUACUGCGCAAAACUGGUCAUGAUGAACAUGGGUAACAUGUACGGAAGUCUUUCUUACGAUAUUCACGUACGAAAGUUCUGA